Brassicogethes aeneus is the source of this 583-nucleotide messenger RNA. NCBI's taxonomy places the organism in Eukaryota, Metazoa, Arthropoda, Insecta, Coleoptera, Nitidulidae. The record is from the annotation of a GenBank genome assembly.
AGCAAAAAUAAACACAGAGAUAAACACAAUUUUUAGGUUAAGAUGAUUUAUUUAUAUAUUUUGUUACUUUUACUGGGAUGUGUUCAGAGCAACGACGAUUUGCUAAUUUCAAGCCAAGGAAUUGUUGAUAGGGAGACUUUUGCCCACUAUAGGAUAUUAAAUGCUGGAAAUGUAUUAAUAAAUUUAAUAACAUUGAAAGGGGAUGCUGAUAUUUAUGUUUCCCAUAAGGAUUUCGCUACCUAUGAUCCCAGUGUUUAUGAUUUUCACUCAGCUACAUGUGGUAUGGAUUAUGUAGUUGUCCCAUACAGUUUUCAGAAACCAUUCUCUGUAGGAAUUUAUGGACAUCCUUCAUAUGAAAAUAGUUCAUACUUACUGGAAGUCUAUGAUUUAGAUGGUUUCGACAAGGAUAAGUUUGAAUUGGUAUAUAUUUCUAUUGGGGAGACCAAAAAGAUUAAAAAAUUAGGAAAUAAUAAUAAAGAAGGCAACACAUAUAAAAUGGCAGCUAAAACUGGAUUGUGGGCUUUAUUUGAAAUAUUUCAUUUGAUAUUUUUGUGAAUUAUUUGUAGUUUUUUUCUGUGAUAUU